Messenger RNA from Leptosia nina, 516 nucleotides. The record is from the annotation of a GenBank genome assembly. NCBI's taxonomy places the organism in Eukaryota, Metazoa, Arthropoda, Insecta, Lepidoptera, Pieridae.
AUGUCUUUUGUGUACCAAGCUGACGCUGAUUUAGAAUCCAAAGCUAAAAAAGCUGCUGAGCGGAUCUCAGAAAACAUGCACAUAGUGGCAAAUGAGCCUUCCUUGGCUCUUUACAGGUUACAAGAGCAUGUUCGAAAAGCACUUCCUCCAAUGGUAGAGAGGAGAGUAGAUGUAACUAAACUGCAGCAUGAACUGCAAGGUCGUUGCUAUGAUGUUGAAUAUGCUUUGAGUGCUGUAAAAUCAAUGGACGGAGCCGUAACUAGCUUCCAAAAUAUACAAGACAUGUUGAAACAAGCAAUUUUUUUGAAGCAACAAUUAAAAUAUGAGGAGGCUAGGAGAAAUAAAAAAGAUACGAAUUCUGUGUACAAACGUCUCUCUGCUCACAUUGUUCUUGACUUGCCAGACCUCUCUGAUUUUCCUAUGGUCCGUGAAACCACAAAUAGAAUUGAAAAUAUUAUGGCUCAUGCCCGUGGCUCUAAUAAUGAGUUGCAUAGAUCGCAUACAACUUUACAUUAA